Molecule: messenger RNA, 1743 nt
Organism: Dentiscutata heterogama
Lineage: Eukaryota; Fungi; Glomeromycota; Glomeromycetes; Diversisporales; Gigasporaceae
Source: the annotation of a GenBank genome assembly
AUGGCCUCCUCAAACAAACGAGAAAGUGGUUUUUUUGAUAAUUCAUCAUUAUCGAAUAAUAAAUCACUAUCAACAAAAUGUAAAGAUCUCUCGAUUGCAGAAAAGUCACUCACGUUUGCCAUACAAGAGUUUGAAAUUUCAAAACAUCAUAGAGAUUUAUGUGCUAAAGGAUUGGAGGCAGCUAAACGUGGCCAAGAUACGUUGGAAGGAAUUGCUAAAUUAAUGUUUUCUAAUAAACCGUCUUCUAAUGAGUCUUCAAAUGAAAAGGAUGAAGAAAUAAUGGUUAAUCAUAGAUUUCAGGAAUUCAUCGAAGAAUCUGAAAUUUUUCAAAAAUUUUAUAAUAGUUUCUGGGAGGCCGGUCUUUUUAUCGGUCACAAUGAUUGUACCGAGAUUGAAGCCCGUGAAAAAAUUUGUCGUCUAAUGAAUGAAUUGGACCAAACGAAUGAGGAAUUGCAAAAUGCAAUUGAAGAAUGGAAAGCCAAACAGAAUUAUUGGUACCUAAUUAAACAUAAGGUCAUGGCUUUUGCUAAAUUCCUUGUUAUUCCUAAUAGACGAUUGGAACAAUAUGACUGUGAAAUUGUUGAAGGAAAACUUUCGGGGAGUGAGAUAGUUAGAGGAAGUAAAGGUCAUAUAGUUCAACGAAUUUAUUUAGGAUGUAUAAAAGUUGCUGAAACGACUAUUUGUCAGUAUGAUGAUGGACUUUUGUGUGAAUUAAAGAAAGAAAUUAAAUUUGUGCAAGAUCUUUGUUGGGGAGAUUAUAACUUGCAAACCUAUCUUGCAGAACAUCCGGACCUUAGUUUAACAUAUAAGUUGUCAAUUGCACGUGGAAUUGCUAAUGCAUUGGAUUUUUGCCAUGAACAAAAUAUUUUACAUUAUGAUGUUAGAACUGCCAAUGUGUUACUCGAUAAAUAUUUAUAUCCUAAGCUGUAUAAUUUCCGAAUUGCUAAAGAAUCUUCAGUGAUGUUGAAAUCAUCAUCAAUAUCGCCUGAAACUUUAAGGUGGAGCUCACCAGAGAGAAUCCGCGGUGAAGAAUACGAUGAGGCUAGCGAAGUAUACAGUUUCGCGCUGGUCAUGUGGGAGAUUGAAUAUCGGAAAUUGCCUUUUGAUAUCUUAGCUUCGGAGGAAGAAAUCACAAAUAAAAUACUUGCCGGAUACCGCCCAGAACUUACACCAGUAAAUGGUAUACUAGCAAAAUAUCAAGAAAUUAUCGAACAAUCUUGGUCACAAGAUCCGUCUCUGCGCCCUGAUAUGAGAACAAUCCACGAAAAUCUAAAUAAACUAAACAUGGCAUAUUUUUCUGAACAAGAUGCAGAUGAUGAUGACUAUAUUGAUUGUAUUGUAGAUACAGGACCAUCAAAUGAUGAAAUAUUAAAAUAUUUGAAAAUUGGAAAUCAUAGCAUAUUUAGUCAAUAUUCACCCAGAUCUGAUAAAAUAGAACAAGGUAUUAAAUAUCACCAAAAGAAAAAAUAUAAACAAGCAUGGGAGACAUUUCAAGAAUGUCACCAUCUCAAUUCUGAUGACCCACAUGCAAAUUUUUGGGUGGGAUUUUAUCACCUUAAAGGACAUCAUGUUAAAAAAAAUGAUCAAAAAAGCAUGAAAUACCUCAAAAGAGCAUCAGAAUUACAACAUCCGGAUGCACAAUAUUGGUACGCAUAUAAUUUGUUAAAUGGACCAGUUGUAUUUAAUGGAAAUAGAUUGGGAAUUAUCAUCAAAAAGGAGACUUUCUUAUUGGAAAAACAAUGA